AUAUUUUUAAGAUUAAGAAAAAAAUCUAUUUUAGAUCGCGCAUCCUUACGUAUACCAUAACGUUCUGUGCCUGAAUUAGUUUAAGUUUCUUUUUAGAAAAAGCAAUGUCGAAACCAUCUUAUAAAGUAGCUAAUCUGAAUUUGGCUGAAUGGGGUCGCAAAGAAAUCACCUUGGCUGAAAAUGAGAUGCCGGGGUUGAUGAGUCUGAGAAGAAGAUACGGCAGCAGUAAAAUUCUGAAGGGGGCUAGAAUUUCUGGAUGCUUGCAUAUGACGGUGAUGACGGCGGUUAUGAUAGAAACACUUCUGGAAUUGGGAGCUGAGGUCCAAUGGGCCAGUUGCAAUAUUUUCAGCACCCAGGACCAUGCUGCAGCGGCUCUAGUGAAACGGGGGGUAGGAAUUUACGCUUGGAAAGGAGAGACCGACGAAGAAUAUGUGUGGUGCAUAGAACAAACCCUUAUAUUCCCUGACGGGAACACCUUCAACAUGAUUUUAGAUGAUGGCGGCGACCUCACCAAUUUGGUACAUAAAAAGUACCCUCAGUAUUUAAGCGACUGUAGAGGAAUCAGUGAGGAAACCACAACUGGUGUGCAUAAUCUUUACAAGUUGUUCAAUCAAGGCAUUCUACAAGUGCCAGCUAUUAUCGUCAAUGAUUCGGUUACAAAAAGUAAGUUUGAUAACAUCUAUGGUUGCCGAGAAUCACUAAUUGACGGCAUUAAGAGGGCUACAGAUGUAAUGCUUGCCGGGAAAGUGUGUGUAGUAGCUGGAUAUGGAGACGUUGGCAAAGGCUGUGCGCAAUCUUUAAGUGCGCUUGGGGGCAGAGUCAUCAUCACCGAAAUUGACCCCAUCAAUGCCCUACAAGCUGCUAUGGAGGGUUAUGAAGUCACGACAAUGGAAGAAGCCUCCAAGGAAGGUCAAAUAUUUGUCACCACAACAGGGAGUAUAAACAUCAUUCUAGAAGACCACUUUCUUAAUAUGAAGAACGACAGUGUGGUAUGCAACGUCGGGCAAUUUGACAGCGAGAUUGACGUGAAUUGGCUAGAAAAACAUGCAAAAGAAAAAGUCAACAUAAAACCACAAGUUGACAGAUAUCUUUUAUCCAAUGGAAAUCACAUUAUUAUUCUUGCCGAAGGGCAACUGUGUAAUCUAGGAUGUGCUUCAGGUCAUCCUGCUUUUGUGAUGUCAAAUUCCUUUACCAAUCAAGUUUUGGCUCAGAUAGAAUUGUGGACAAAACCAAGACAGUAUACUGUAGGCGUCCAUAGGCUGCCUAAAAGCCUUGAUGAAGAAGUGGCAAGGUUACAUCUGGACCAUCUUGGUGUUAAACUGACUAAAUUGACUCCUGAACAAGCGCAGUAUAUGGGGGUGCCAAUUGAUGGUCCUUUUAAACCAGAUCAUUAUAGAUACUAGACAAACUCUGAUAGUAAAUGUAAAUGGUAUCUCGGUCGUAUCAACAUUUUGUGCGAAUAAAAAAUCAUUUGAAUAAUAAAAAUUUAUAUUUUAUU
This is a messenger RNA of Anoplophora glabripennis (Asian longhorned beetle), 1498 nucleotides long. Its product is annotated as adenosylhomocysteinase. The transcript has 5 exons. Gene Ontology annotation, cellular component: cytosol. Gene Ontology annotation, molecular function: adenosylhomocysteinase activity. Gene Ontology annotation, biological process: L-methionine cycle. The coding region runs from base 105 to 1403 and encodes 432 amino acids. Lineage: Eukaryota; Metazoa; Arthropoda; Insecta; Coleoptera; Cerambycidae. The record is from RefSeq and is a predicted model, not a curated record.